AUGAUUAUGCUGGACUCGCUUUUGCAACGCUUUUUGGCCCGCGCCUGCCCUGCCGACAAGGAAGACGACACGCAUCACGAAUCUGCUGCUCAGCAGGUGUCUCAAGAAACGGCGUUCACUCGUGAAGCAGACGUGGAAGGCUGGGUCUUCCUGGCCGAAGAGCGACACUCGGAACCAGGCAGCAAGACACGCAGUUACGCUGAUGUGGUCGCGGGAAGGACGUAUGACGGAUAA
Peronospora matthiolae is the source of this 234-nucleotide messenger RNA. Lineage: Eukaryota; Oomycota; Peronosporomycetes; Peronosporales; Peronosporaceae. The record is from the annotation of a GenBank genome assembly.